Molecule: messenger RNA, 2109 nt
Organism: Pieris brassicae (large cabbage white)
Lineage: Eukaryota; Metazoa; Arthropoda; Insecta; Lepidoptera; Pieridae
Product: esterase E4-like
Exons: 3
Coding region: 17-1597 (526 amino acids)
Source: RefSeq, a predicted model, not a curated record
AGUCACAAAAAUAAUCAUGAAACUAGCAUGGUGUUUGUUGAUCCUGGGAUCAGUUCACGGCCAGUUACGAUUGGACCCAUUGGUGGAUACCAAUCAGGGUUUGAUCAAGGGUUUGAAAGCUGAGGACGGAGACUACUCAAUGUUUCUUGGUAUACCGUAUGCACGGGUGGAUGAGGAGAAUCCUUUUGGAGCCGCUCAAUCAUAUCCAAAAUUUGUACAAAUCUUCGAAGCAUAUGACGAUUCCCGUAUUUGUCCACAAAUCCAAUCCUCAGAGGUAAGAGGAACUCUAGACUGCCUACGUCUUAACGUUUUUGUACCAAACGAAGCCAGCACACGCAACAAGGUACCAGUACUAGUAUGGAUCCACGGUGGAGGAUUCAUAGACGGCUCAGGCACAAGAAAAACAAGCGGUCCAAAAUAUCUAAUCAGACAUGACGUCAUCGUCGUAACAAUUAAUUACAGACUCGGACCGUAUGGUUUUAUGUGUCUGGAUGAUCCAGAAGUCCAAGGAAACCAGGGGCUCAAAGACCAAACCUUAGCGCUUAGGUGGAUAAAGGAGAACAUAGAGUACUUCGGUGGUGAUACCAACAAAAUCACUGUUUAUGGUGAGAGUGCUGGCUCCGCAUCAGUGGAGGCCCAUAUAGCUUCAAGGAAUGAAAAUCUCUUCAACCAGGCAAUAUUAUCCAGUGGUUCUAUAUAUGGACGGGGCCUUUUAAGCGAGAUUGAUAAUAGCGCACCUUUAAAGAUUUCCAAACAUUUGGGUUACGAAACUGAUGACGCAAAACUCGCCUUAGAAUUCCUUAAACAGGCCGAUGUUAAACUAGUUAUAGCAGCAGCAGACGAGAUAGGAAUAAGACUAGGUUUAUGCGUUGAAAACGAAUCGGAGGGAGCGUUCUUGACAGAACAUCCUUCAAGAAUAUCAACGCUACCCAAAGCGAGAAACAUGGCCAUACUGAGCGGUUACAAUGCCUAUGAGACCCUUGGUAUGUACUACAAUCAACCAGCGGAGUACUUCAGCAAUAUAGAUCCCUUCAAGGAUUAUUUAGAUCAGUUCGGUCUAGAGGACGACAAAUAUGAUGCUGCAUAUAAAGCAAUACGUCGAUUUUACAUCGGCGACUAUCCUAUAAGCAUAAACACGAAAUGGGCAAUAACCAAAUUUACUUCUGACGUUUUCUUCAACUACCCUACAUUGAAAAGUAUUAAUCGCUUCCAUGAAAGUGGAGUGAAGAAUCAAUACUUUUAUGUAUUUGCGUACACAGGUGAACGGAAUUUAUUGAAGGUAAGAGGAAAUAUGAAAGCAUGGGGAGCUGCUCAUGCCGACGAAUUAGGGUACAUUUUUGAUAUGGAUAUUCUUGAUAAGGAUGUCAAUAAAAGAGAUCAAGUCAUAUUGGACAGGAUGACCAGUUAUUGGACUAAUUUCGUUAAAUACGGAAAUCCAACACCACAAGAAACAGAACUUCUACCAAUAGUAUGGCCUACGGUGGCAGAAGAUUCGCUAAACUACUUACAGAUCAACACAAAUGAGUACACAGACGCGGCACCAAAUAAUGAACGACACGUGUUUUGGGAAGUCAUUGAAGAGUUGUAUUUAAAGUAACCUAAUGUCUGAUGUUCAGUAAAUUUUAUUUGUAGAUAUAAUAGCACAUUAGUAACUGUCCAACUACUGAUACUUGGAGAAACUGACCGUCAAAGUACGAAGUCAUUGUUCAGAAGCGCGGCAUCCAAAAUUAAAGUAGCCAUGAUGAUCGCUUAACUUCGAAAGGAGAUGGCACUAUUUUGGAUCUAUUUAGGCUUCAAACCCACGUACUUUUUUCCAGUUCUCGGAAGUUAUCGGAGACACAUAUAAUAUUAUUAUUUACAUAAAUUUUAUAAAUUAUAUUAACUGAUAUUCUCUAAAUUACUUUCAUGACGUGCGGGAAUCAUAGGUUACGCUUAAUAUUGUCCUAAGUCCAAAGGACCAAUGAAGAUUUGUUAUUACCGUUUUAUAAAUGGACCAGGUCCAGAAAUAUGUAUUUAUAUUAGUGUUGAAUAGAGACUAGACUGACAUUUAAAUACAAUGUAAUAUAUAAUUUGGUAGUAAUUGUAUUAUUAAUAAAACAGUAUUAUUAA